AGGGAGUUGAGAGAGAGAGAGAGAGAGAGAAAAAGAAGAGAGCAGAAAUGGAGAAGUCUGCAGGAGGGAGGACUGCAAGUUCGAAUUAUUCUUCUUCUGUAAAUAGGUCCUUCAAUUUUUUAAAGUAAAGAGUAAAGACUAGAAGAGAAGCCACUGAGAUUUUGUUGUCUGUUACAUUUGGGUGAAAAUUGAUUAUCCAUCUUCAUUGAGUCGCUUGUGUGUUUGAAACGAAAACCAAAACAAAAGAAUGCCUAUAAGGCAAAUGAAGGAUAGCUCAGAACAACAUUUAGUGAUCAAGACUCACUUGCAAAAUACCAUGAGUCAAGCUCAAAAACAACCCAAAACUGCUCAAAAUGGCAAAGGCCCUCCACAUCAAGAACCCCAAAACUCAAAACCUCAUAACCAAACUUCACCUCCGACUAAGAAUAGAGGAAGAAGAAGAGGAAGAGGUGGUAGAAAAUCUGAACAAAGUGAUGUCUAUAUGAGACCAAGUUCAAGGCCCUGCACUGUGGCACAUAAGCCAGUGAACCAUGCUUGUGAUAUUGUGGCAAGUAAUUCUGAUGGGUCUGUUCAAAAUGGUCAUAAUUUGUGUGGAACGGAGAUGGGUUUUCCUACUUCAAGCAAGUCUUUGAGUUUUGCUCCAAGGCCUGGUUAUGGUCAAGUUGGGACAAAGUGUAUUGUUAAGGCCAACCAUUUCUUUGCAGAGUUACCAGACAAGGAUUUGAACCAGUAUGAUGUUACCAUAACUCCUGAGGUAGCAUCAAGAACUGUGAACCGAGCUAUUAUGGCAGAGCUUGUGAGGCUGUACAAAGAAUCUGACCUAGGAAUGAGACUGCCUGCUUAUGAUGGCAGAAAGAGUCUUUACACAGCUGGUGAACUUCCUUUCGCUUGGAAGGAGUUCAAAAUUAAGCUUGUAGAUGAUGAUGAUGGAAUCAAUGGUCCCAGAAGAGAAAGAGAAUAUAAAGUGGUGAUUAAGUUUGUGGCUAGAGCAAACAUGCAUCAUUUAGGCCAGUUUCUAGCUGGUAAACGAGCAGAUGCUCCACAGGAAGCACUCCAAAUUCUUGAUAUUGUAUUAAGGGAGCUCUCGACAAAGAGGUACUGCCCUAUUGGGAGAUCCUUCUUUUCACCAGAUAUUAGAGCACCUCAACGGCUUGGUGAUGGCUUGGAGUCCUGGUGUGGAUUUUACCAAAGUAUAAGGCCUACACAGAUGGGACUGUCCCUGAAUAUUGAUAUGGCUUCAGCUGCAUUCAUUGAGCCUCUCCCUGUAAUAGAGUUUGUUGCACAGCUUCUAGGCAAAGAUGUGUUGUCUAGGACAUUAUCUGAUUCUGAUCGUGUGAAGAUUAAGAAGGCCCUUAGAGGAGUGAAAGUUGAAGUAACUCACCGAGGUAAUGUCCGUAGAAAGUAUCGUGUUUCAGGAUUGACAGCUCAACCUACAAGAGAACUAGUGUUUCCUGUUGAUGAUAAUUCAACAAUGAAGUCUGUGGUUGAAUACUUCCAGGAGAUGUAUGGCUUUACCAUUCAACAUACACAUCUACCUUGCCUGCAAGUAGGAAACCAGAAAAAGGCUAACUAUUUACCCAUGGAGGCUUGCAAAAUUGUUGAGGGACAGCGAUAUACAAAAAGGUUGAAUGAGAGGCAAAUUACAGCCCUCUUGAAAGUUACAUGCCAAAGACCUAGGGAUCGGGAAAAUGACAUUUUGCAGACAGUUCAACAUAAUGCUUAUGAUCAAGACCCUUAUGCAAAGGAGUUUGGGAUUAAAAUCAGUGAAAAGUUAGCUUCUGUUGAGGCGCGGAUCCUUCCUGCCCCUUGGCUAAAAUAUCAUGAAACUGGAAAGGAAAAGGAUUGUUUGCCUCAAGUUGGUCAGUGGAAUAUGAUGAACAAGAAAAUGAUUAACGGGAUGACUGUAAGCAGGUGGGCAUGCAUUAACUUUUCACGAAGUGUGCAAGAGAGUGUUGCUCGUGGGUUUUGCAAUGAACUUGCUCAAAUGUGCCAAGUGUCCGGCAUGGAAUUCAAUCCAGACCCUGUCAUCCCAAUCUACAAUGCCAGACCUGAGCAAGUUGAGAAGGCGUUGAAGCAUGUUUAUCAUGCAUCAAUGAACAAAACCAAAGGAAAAGAAUUGGAGCUUCUAUUGGCCAUUUUACCUGACAACAAUGGUUCCCUAUAUGGUGAUCUCAAGCGAAUAUGUGAAACUGAUCUUGGUUUAAUAUCCCAAUGCUGUCUCACAAAACACGUCUUCAAGAUCAGCAAGCAAUACUUGGCUAAUGUGUCUCUUAAAAUCAAUGUUAAGAUGGGUGGUAGAAACACUGUUCUUCUGGAUGCUAUCAGUUGCCGAAUUCCAUUAGUUAGCGACAUCCCAACCAUAAUAUUUGGAGCAGAUGUGACUCACCCAGAAAAUGGGGAAGAUACCAGCCCCUCAAUUGCUGCUGUAGUAGCUUCCCAGGAUUGGCCUGAAGUGACAAAAUAUGCUGGAUUAGUUUGUGCUCAAGCUCAUAGACAGGAACUCAUACAAGACUUGUACAAAACAUGGCAUGAUCCUGUUCGUGGGACGGUUAGUGGCGGCAUGAUCAGGGAUCUUCUGAUAUCUUUUAGGAAGGCGACAGGGCAGAAACCAUUAAGGAUUAUAUUUUACAGGGAUGGAGUAAGUGAAGGGCAGUUUUAUCAAGUUCUAUUGUAUGAGUUGGAUGCAAUUCGGAAGGCUUGUGCUUCUCUAGAGCCCAACUAUCAACCACCAGUGACAUUCAUUGUUGUACAAAAACGUCAUCACACUCGAUUGUUUGCUAGCAACCACAGGGAUAGGAGCAGCACGGACAGGAGUGGGAACAUAUUGCCUGGAACUGUGGUUGAUUCUAAAAUAUGUCAUCCAACGGAAUUUGAUUUUUAUCUCUGCAGCCAUGCUGGUAUUCAGGGCACAAGUCGACCGGCGCACUACCAUGUUCUAUGGGAUGAGAACAAUUUCACACCUGAUGGAAUCCAGUCUUUGACAAACAAUCUCUGUUAUACAUAUGCGAGAUGCACACGAUCUGUCUCUGUUGUUCCCCCGGCGUAUUAUGCACAUUUAGCUGCAUUUCGUGCCCGAUUCUACAUGGAACCAGAACUGCAGGAGAAUGGUUCAGUGGAUGGCGGUGCAGGUCUUGCCACUAAGACUACAAGAGCUGUGGGAGAAACUGGAGUUCGGCCAUUGCCAGCGUUGAAGGAGAAUGUGAAGAGAGUAAUGUUUUAUUGUUAGAAGUGAGAGUAGGAGGAACUGUAGCCAGGAGAUGCAGCAAUCAUGAGUUAACCUCUUUUUCAUUUCUAAAAUUUCUUCUCUGUAAAUGUAUGAUGAUGAUUAGUUCAUUGUUGCAGGCUCCACAAUUUUAGAUCAGUGAUUAUAGAAUCAAAUAGUUUUAGGCCAUGGUUCCUUUAAAUCAUGUCAAGAGCAAGGAACUAACAUCCAUCAGCUAAGCUAUCAUGUGUAGAAUGUUAAAUUAGUGUAUGUAAAGAAAUGUUUUAAUAUGAAUGAGUUCAUGUGUAGGAA
This is a messenger RNA of Pistacia vera, 3514 nucleotides long. RefSeq names its product protein argonaute 10-like. The coding region runs from base 248 to 3226 and encodes 992 amino acids. Gene Ontology annotation, molecular function: protein binding; RNA binding. Lineage: Eukaryota; Viridiplantae; Streptophyta; Magnoliopsida; Sapindales; Anacardiaceae. Gene Ontology annotation, cellular component: cytoplasm. The record is from RefSeq and is a predicted model, not a curated record. Gene Ontology annotation, biological process: regulatory ncRNA-mediated post-transcriptional gene silencing. The transcript is spliced from 22 exons.